AACAGUGCAAGAAGUUUCUAGGAGAAAACACUAAGCCCAAUUAUGGUUGUCAAGUUACAAUUCAGUCUGAACAAGAAAAGCUGUUAAUGAAGCAGUAUCGUCGGGAAGAAAAGCGAAAUGCCAGGAAAGAAAAACAAGCUGGGGAAGAUGGAGAAGUUUCUGGGGAAGGAUUAAUGUGCUUUGAUCCCAAAGAGCUGCGAAUGCAAAGGGAACUAGCACUUUUGAAUGCUCGAAGUCUGCCAGUCCUAAGCAGACAAAGAGAGAUGGACUUUGAAAAAAUUCAUUAUCCACACGUUUAUGAUUCCCGAGCUGAAGCUAUGAAAACCUCAGCGUUCAUUGGGGGUGCAAAGGUGUUCUUACCAGAGGCAGUUCAGAGAGAAAACAAUAAAAUGUAUGAAGAGGUAAAGAUCCCCCAUAGUGAACCAAUGCCUAUUGGUAUUGAAGAGAAAAUUGUUUACAUUAAAGACUUAGAUGAGAUUGGACAACUUGCUUUUAAAGGCAUGAAAAGACUAAACCGAAUCCAGUCUAUAGUUUUUGAGACUGCCUACAACACGAAUGAGAACAUGCUAAUCUGUGCCCCCACUGGAGCUGGGAAGACAAACAUUGCCAUGCUGACAGUCCUUCAUGAAAUUCGCCAGCAUGUCCAGCAUGGUGUCAUCAAAAAGGAUGAGUUUAAGAUUGUGUAUGUGGCUCCUAUGAAGGCGUUGGCAGCUGAAAUGACAAAUUACUUCAGCAAGCGUCUGGAACCACUAGGCAUUACUGUGAAAGAGUUGACUGGUGACAUGCAACUGUCAAAGGGUGAAAUUCUGCGGACACAG
Molecule: messenger RNA, 818 nt
Organism: Merops nubicus (carmine bee-eater)
Lineage: Eukaryota; Metazoa; Chordata; Aves; Coraciiformes; Meropidae
Product: activating signal cointegrator 1 complex subunit 3-like
Exons: 5
Molecular function (GO): nucleic acid binding; ATP binding
Source: RefSeq, a predicted model, not a curated record